UGUUGUGUGUAUACAAGCAGCGCCUUGAGAAUAGCAAUAGAACAGUUCGCUGUGUUGGAGAUCCCCGGUCGAAUAAUUUACAAUUUGAUUAAAUGAACUAUCAUUAAUGUGGAAAUCAAUAGGUGUGAGAUGCAACGGGUCAGAAGUUCGGCUUAAGUUUAUGCUGUGUGUGUUGGCCGUUUUCGUGAUAUUUAGUGUUGGCGUCGAAUAUAAUAAUAAUAAAUUAUAAUUAAUUGAAUUUCUCGUACAAAAUGGAGGCGCGAUGCAGGUUGUGCUUCGGGCUGCGCUCGGAUAUGAGCCGAAUAUUCCCUGAUAACGACGACGAGGACGAUGUGGAUUGUGAGUCCCAGUUGGCAAUAAAAGUCCUCAAAUGUACCUCGCUACAGCUACCAGUCGAUGAUGAUGAUCUGACCUCGCAAAUUUGUAAAGAGUGUAUUACAAAACUAGAUGAGUUCUUCCAGUUUAGAGUACAAUGCAGGAAGAAUAAUAUACUUUAUCGUAAGCGUAAACUGCCGGAGCAAGUACAAACACCAGAUGUUAAGGAAAAUCAACAUAUUGGACUCGAAAAUGACCAAAUUAGUCUUGAGAAUUUGGAUGAAACACUGCUGAAAGCGCUGGAGGGCAAGGAUAUAUCUAUGGACGCAAUUAACUUUGAUCAUACGUUUGGAAGCGAAGUUAAACCGGAAGAUUUACUUAAAAUAGAUAUUGGUUUCAAUGAUGAACAGAAAACUACACCCGAAGAAGUUGUUUCUUCCAGCUCUGCUAGAUGCAAUGGCUGUGGAGAAGAAUUCUCGUCUCCAUUUGAUCUCAACCAGCACAUGGGGUUUUGCCCUUCCCGACUGAAGAAUGAUACACUUCAACCAUUUAUUCCCAACAUAGGCGGGAUAACACAGCUGACUUGCCAUAUUUGUAACAGAAGCUUCAAUGACACCCAGGAACUGAAAUAUCACGAGUCACUACAUUCCAACUCUCCAAGCAAGUGUAACUUCUGUCAUCUUACGUUUCCGUGCUCUCGCACUCUAAAAAUUCACAUGGACCAGCAUAAAAUGAUAAGUACCUUGCCCGAUGGUCGUUUUAAGUGUGAUUUGUGUGAUGCGACGUUUAAACUGUAUGGAAAUUUAAUAAUUCACCGACGAAGUCACACGGGAGAGCGUCCUUAUCCGUGUUACAUUUGUGGCAGAGCGUUUUCCACUUCCAGCAAUAUGAAAACUCACAUGAACGUUGUUCACUCCCAAGACCGACCAUUCAAGUGCCAUCAGUGUCACAAAAGCUUCAACACCGAUACUCGACUUCGCUCUCACAUGGAAACACAUUCAUUCCCCCUGAUCAGUGGUUCCAGCGAUGCAGGAGGAGGCAGUGAACUGUCCAGCACGUGCAAGAUAUGCAACAAAACCUUUAGUCAUCCGUCUUACUUGACCAUCCACUAUCGGGUCCACACGGGAGAGCGCCCGUAUCAGUGCAGAUUUUGUACAAGUGCGUUUGCGACAAGUGGGAACUUGAAGGUUCACAUGAGGAUACAUGCGGCCCAAAAAGUGCGUCCCUACAAGUGUAACAUGUGCACCAAAUCGUUCCUUCACGCCAGUAACUUAUCGGUGCAUAAGAAAACUCAACAUUAUUGAGAAUCGAGGAUAUUACUUUAGAGCAUGUGUUUGCGUUUUGCUUUUUUUUCUUUCCAUUUUGCAACACAGUUAUUUAUUUCAGUUGAGUUGAAAUACUGUAUGUUUUUAUUUUAGAUAAAAAUUUACUUCCAAGAUAUGUGAAUAAAUGCUGAGCUAAUUUGAUUGGGCUUCUACA
Toxorhynchites rutilus septentrionalis is the source of this 1794-nucleotide messenger RNA. RefSeq names its product zinc finger protein 391-like. Gene Ontology annotation, molecular function: zinc ion binding; DNA-binding transcription factor activity, RNA polymerase II-specific; RNA polymerase II cis-regulatory region sequence-specific DNA binding. The transcript is spliced from 3 exons. Gene Ontology annotation, cellular component: nucleus. The record is from RefSeq and is a predicted model, not a curated record. Lineage: Eukaryota; Metazoa; Arthropoda; Insecta; Diptera; Culicidae. Gene Ontology annotation, biological process: regulation of DNA-templated transcription. Bases 252 to 1619 code for a protein of 455 amino acids.